Molecule: messenger RNA, 3146 nt
Organism: Atta colombica
Lineage: Eukaryota; Metazoa; Arthropoda; Insecta; Hymenoptera; Formicidae
Product: 116 kDa U5 small nuclear ribonucleoprotein component
Exons: 8
Coding region: 134-3079 (981 amino acids)
Biological process (GO): mRNA splicing, via spliceosome
Cellular component (GO): cytosol; U4/U6 x U5 tri-snRNP complex; U2-type catalytic step 2 spliceosome
Molecular function (GO): GTP binding; U5 snRNA binding; GTPase activity
Source: RefSeq, a predicted model, not a curated record
CGCGUCCAUUGUAUUGCAGAAUGUAUGCAUGUCAAUUUAUGCCGGGUGAAAUAAAUCGCGUAUAAUUAAAUGUAUUAAUGUUUAUCAUUUUGUAAAUAGAGAUACUGAAGAAACCCAAGUUUAUGUAAAUAUCAUGGACGCGGAUUUAUAUGAUGAGUUUGGAAAUUAUAUUGGUCCUGAUCUGGCGUCAGAAAGUGAAGAUGAAAAUGAAUAUGGCAAUAUUGGUGAUGACACUGAGGAUAGAGAACGAUCGGAUGAAGAAAUGGAAGAAGAUAAGGAUGAGUCACGAGAACAAGUGGAACAAGGAUCUUCUAUGGCAGUUGUAUUGCAUGAAGAUAAACGAUAUUAUCCCAGUGCAUUAGAGGUGUAUGGACCUGAGGUAGAAACGCUUGUACAAGAGGAAGAUGCCCAACCAUUAGAUAAACCACUAAUAGCACCUACUAGAAAAGCAAAGUUUCAAAUAAAACAACAACAACUGCCUGAAACUACAUAUAGUAUUGAAUUUUUAGCAGAUAUGAUGGAUGCACCACAUCUUAUUAGAAAUGUAGUUUUGCUGGGACAUCUUCAUCAUGGCAAAACUACUUUGGUCGAUUGUUUGGUACAACAAACGCAUCCUUAUUUACACAGUAUAACCGACGAGAAACCACUGAGAUAUACGGAUACAUUAUUUACCGAGCAACAAAGAGGUGUCUCCACAAAAGCUACUCCUGUCACUCUUUUGCUACAAGAUGUUAAAUCUAAAUCAUAUCUUUUAAACAUAUUUGAUACAUCCGGCCAUGUGAAUUUUUCUGACGAAGCAACAGCUGCAAUCAGACUGUCCGAUGGUGCGAUAUUAAUUGUUGACGCAGCAGAAGGAGUGAUGCUGAACACUGAACGCCUACUGAAGCAUGCAAUUCAAGAAAAGCUUGCUUUGACAGUUUGUAUAAACAAGAUAGAUCGUUUGGUGUUGGAAUUAAAACUACCACCUUUGGAUGCUUACUACAAACUGCGGCAUAUUAUUGAAGAGAUCAACGGAUUAAUAGCACUAUACUCUUCGGAUACUGAGAAUUCUGGCUUUGUGUCACCUGCUAUAGGAAAUGUUUGUUUUGCUAGUUCUGAAUAUAAUGUAUGCUUUACUUUGAAAUCGUUUGCCGCACUCUAUGCUAGGAACUAUCCUGGACUAAAUGCCAACGAAUUUGCCAAACGGCUCUGGGGUGAUAUUUAUUUUAAUCCUAAGACACGGAAGUUUACCAAGAAACCACCUCAUAAUACUGCACAGCGAAGUUUUAUUGAGUUUAUUCUAGAACCUCUGUAUAAGAUAUUCGCGCAAGUCGUCGGUGAUGUAGACACAACAUUACCUGAUGUUCUGGACGAACUCGGUAUACGAUUAACAUCCGAGGAAAUGAAGAUGAAUAUACGACCAUUACUGAGACUUGUCUGUACACGAUUCUUAGGCGAUAUGUGCGGAUUAGUGGACAUGUGUGUCACUCAUGUACCUAGCCCGCAAGUACAUGCACCCACUAAAGUACAGCAUGUCUAUACUGGUCCGAUAGAUUCGCCUCUUGCGCAGGAUAUGAUUAAUUGUGAUCCUGAUGGGAGAUUGAUGAUCCAUAGUACAAAAAUGUAUCCAACUGAAGAUUGCACCUUAUUUGUAGUUCUUGGUAGAAUAAUGUCUGGUACAUUGGAAGCAGGACAACGUGUUCGCGUAUUAGGUGAAGCAUAUUCACGCACAGAUGAAGAAGAUUCGCGUGUUCUGACAGUAGGUAGAUUGUGGAUUAGUGAGGCGCGUUACUCAAUUGAGUUAAGUCGCGUGCCUGCGGGUAAUUGGGUUCUUAUAGAGGGUAUUGAUCGGCCGAUCGUAAAAACUAGCACAAUCACGGAUCUCAACAACUCUGAAGAGUUGCACAUCUUUCGGCCGCUCAAGUUUAACACGCAAAGCGUUAUCAAAAUUGCCGUCGAACCAGUGAAUCCAUCCGAGUUACCAAAGAUGUUGGAUGGUUUGCGAAAAGUAAAUAAGAGUUAUCCACUGCUGGGCACGCGAGUGGAGGAAAGUGGCGAGCAUGUUGUGCUAGGAACUGGCGAACUUUAUCUCGACUGUGCAAUGCAUGAUCUACGUCGUAUGUAUUCUGAGAUCGAUAUAAAGGUGGCCGAUCCGGUAGUUGCUUUUGCAGAAACCGUUGUAGAAACCAGUUCCCUCAAAUGCUUUGCCGAAACACCAAAUAAACGAAAUAAAUUGACGAUGAUAGCGGAACCGCUUGAAAGAGGGCUUGCUGAAGACAUAGAAGCCGAACAUGUUCGUAUUACAUGGAACAAAAAGAGAUUAGGCGAAUUUUUCCAAACGAAAUAUGAUUGGGAUUUAUUAGCAGCGCGAAGUAUAUGGGCAUUUGGUCCUGAUUCUACAGGACCUAACAUUUUGGUGGACGACACAUUGCCUUCUGAAGUAGAUAAAACAUUAUUGAACAGCGCCCGCGAUGCGAUCAUCCAAGGCUUUCAAUGGGGAACUCGUGAAGGUCCGUUAUGUGAAGAACCUAUCCGGAAUGUGAAAUUCAAAAUUCUUGAUGCAGUCAUUGCGCAAGAGCCAUUGCAUAGAGGAGGUGGUCAAAUCAUUCCUACUGCUCGACGUGUCGCAUAUUCAGCUUUUCUCAUGGCGACUCCACGAUUGAUGGAACCAUAUCUGUUUGUUGAGGUACAAGCACCCGCGGAUUGCGUGUCCGCUGUUUAUACUGUUCUGGCGAAACGGCGAGGUCACGUAACACAAGAUGCCCCAGUUCCAGGCAGUCCUUUGUAUAUAAUCAAAGCCUUCAUACCAGCGAUCGACAGUUUUGGCUUCGAAACGGAUUUACGAACGCAUACUCAAGGCCAAGCGUUUUGCCAAUCUGUUUUUCAUCAUUGGCAGAUUGUACCUGGAGAUCCUCUGGAUAAGAGCAUUAACAUGAGACCGUUAGAACCACAACCAGCCACUCAUUUGGCCAGAGAAUUUAUGCUGAAAACGCGAAGACGCAAGGGACUAUCCGAGGAUGUAUCCAUCAACAAGUUCUUCGAUGAUCCUAUGUUGCUCGAGUUAGCCCGGCAGGAUGUGUUGCUAAAUUAUCCCCUCUAAUUUACUAAAUAUAUAUACUAUGUAUAUCAAAAUGACUUCAAGUAUAAGUACAUUAUCAUACAUUAAA